AUGCCAGCCAGGCCCGGUCACCGGCAUUCCAUAGCAACCAUGGCCGUCGAUAUCCUGACCAAGAUCACCUCCGCCUUCGGGCAUAACCUCAAGACCGAUGUCAAUCGGUUCGACGAGCUCGUAUUGGGAUUGAAGGAGGCGCUUGGCCCGUCGUCGGGACUUGAUUCGGCAGACGUCGAUGUCAACGAGUUGAUGAAAUUAAUGGAAGAGUAUAACACAACGGAAAGCGAAUGGGUACAAUUUGCAUUCGCCGAGAAGAGCAUGGGAUACACCCGCAACCUUGUUGACGAAGGCAACGGCAAGAGCAACCUGCUUGUGCUUGUCUGGUCGCCAGGCAAGGGAAGCCCCAUCCACGAUCACGGCAAUGCGCAUUGCCUGAUGAAGAUUCUGAAAGGCGAUCUCACUGAGAUCCGCUACGCCUUCCCAGAAGGCAACGAAGAACAACCAAUGCAAAUCAUCUCUGAAAGAACACACAAGGAGAAUGCGGUGGCAUAUAUGGCAGACGAACUUGGCGUCCACCGAGUCUGCAACAAGGGCAGCGACUUCGCUGUCUCCCUUCACCUCUACACCCCUCCCAACGUUGCCAAGGGUGGUUGCAACAUCUUCAAUGAGAAGACGAGCAAGAGGAGCCAUGUAGCCAAGUGCGGCUACUACUCGGCGUACGGCCGCCGACUGCCGAAGCAUGAGGUUGUGAAGGUGCAAGAGCCGCAGAGUCGUCGUCGUUGGCCAGAGACCACCCAGACGGGCCCGGAGGCAGGUCACCCACAGCACCAGCCUCAUGCUGCUGGUGUAAGAGAAUCCCUGUGUCGAUCCCAUCACUCCGGGUACGCGAGAGACGCGUCUAUCGCGUCUGGUUCGAUUUGUGAGAGGUCCCAAUUGUCCUACCCAGUUUCGGCACGCCAGAUCUGGAAUCGUUCGGUACCAACCUGUCACUUUCCCUUAGCUGACAGCUUUCCCCAAUCCGCUCUUUUGUUUCACGAAUUAGUACCCAUCCGGCCCCAGAGCCCGGGGGCUCGGACAUUGAGGAUGCCACCCAAGAAGCGCAGCAUCGCUGUCAUCGACCUUGUCAGUAGCGAUGGCGAAGACUCAUCCGUCCAACGACCCAGCAAAAGGCCGGCUAGCCAUCGCUUGGGCCCCAGUCCAGCCAGCGGCAGGGUUUACGGAAAUACCCCAUCAAGCUCCCAGCCCCAUUUGAGCUCAGGUGCUCUUGCUCCUCGCUCUUCGACUCAGUCUAUUGACAACGAUGACGACCUUGUCGAUUUGACCCAAGCUCCGGAUGGCCCACCAAGAGAACUUUAUGGGAUUCUCGACAACAAGAUUGUCGGCGUUCGCUACUACAAUGGAUAUGCCUCUGCAGGCGAGGUGGUCUAUGAUCGCAAUGCCAUCCGAGUGUGUAACGUCAUGGGCGCCCAGAUCGGCCAUCUUCCACGCAAAGUAGUUGAAAAGCUAGCGCCAUAUGUUGAUCGGGAUGAGAUCGCAAUAGAAGCUAUUCUUACAGGGGAGAAGGGCAUGUUUGACUGCCCCAUUCGUCUACAGCUCUAUGGUUCGAGCAACCCAGUCGACCGCUCGGCGUUGGAGGACAAGCUAAAGAAGGACAAACUGCUCAAGGCUAGAGAACUUAAGCAGACGAGAGCCGAGGCAGAAGCGCAGAGAAAGAUGCUAGGCAUCAAGGGCAGCCAGUCUACAAUUGGUUUGAACCCUGCUGAGCCAGAGGUGUCUCUGGAGGACCUGGCCCAAGCCAGUCAGGCAAUUUCGAGCCGUCCACGCGGUGAUGCUGUCAAGUCGCUCGUAAUGGACGAGCACUUCUUGUCCAAAAUGCCGAUGGCAGAGCAGCCCGCCGUUCUUGAGUCGACAUUACUGCCAUACCAAUUACAGGGUCUGGCGUGGAUGACGUCGAAAGAGAACCCCCAGAUGCCUCCUAAGGGCUCUCAGGAGAGUGUCCAACUGUGGAAAUGGCACCCGAACGGCCGUAACUUGUACCACAAUAUGGCCACGAACUUCGUGGUACAGAGUGCACCCAAGCUCCUUUCGGGUGGCAUACUAGCGGAUGACAUGGGUCUUGGCAAGACUUUACAAGUCAUCAGCUUGAUCUUGACUGGAGGGGGCGGUCCGACGCUCAUCGUUGCUCCGUUGAGCGUCAUGAGCAACUGGGAUCAACAGAUCCGCAAGCAUGUCAAAAAGGAGCAUCUGCCCAAGAUCUUUACCUAUCAUGGAAAUAACAAGGCCACCAAGAAUGAGUUGGCCAAGUAUCAAGUUGUCAUCACCAGCUACAACAAGCUUGCCCAGGAAGGAGGCCAGGAAAAGGCCAUCGCACCUUUACCACCCCUUAUCGCCACAAAUUGGACUCGCGUUGUACUUGACGAAGGUCACACGAUCCGAAACGCAAAGACCAAGGCUGCCAUAGCUUGUCGAAAGCUCAACGCUAAAUCCAGAUGGGUCCUGACCGGAACUCCAAUCAUCAAUAGUAUCAAGGACUUCCAGUCCUUGCUUCAGUUCCUUGGAAUCAACGGUGGCGUUGAGCAACCUGCCAUUUUCACCAGCGUGAUCGCACGGCCCCUUGCCCAAGGGAACGAGACGGCAGAGGCUCUCCUACAGCUAUUAAUGCGAGAUCUCUGCCUGCGACGCAAGAAAGACAUGAAAUUCGUCGACUUGAAGCUUCCGCCCAAGACGGAAUACGUCCACCGCAUUGCCUUCAGGCCAGACGAGAAAAGCAAGUACGAAGCAUUGCUGUCCGAAGCGCAAAUUGCGCUUGAAAAGUACCAAAACAACACUGGCGAGAAGGGCCAGUUUCAAAGUGUACUGGAGCGCCUUCUCCGCCUUCGUCAGGUAUGCAACCACUGGACGCUCUGCCGCAAAAGAAUCUCCGAUCUUCUUGAGGCCCUCGAAGGCCAAUCUGUCGUUAUUCUCAACUCGGAAAACACCAAGAUCCUCCAAGAGGCGCUUCGUCUUUUUAUUGAAACCCAGGAAGACUGUGCCGUUUGCCUCGAUACUCUGAGCGGCCCUGUCAUCACGCAUUGCAAGCACGUCUUCUGUCGCGGCUGUAUUUCAAAGGUCAUUCAGACGCAGGGCAAGUGUCCCAUGUGUCGUAACAAGCUCGAUGAAGACGCGCUUCUGGAGCCCGCCCCGGAGGGCGGCGAAGAGGAAGAUGGGAACUUUGAUGCCGACGCGAAGAGUUCCAAGACCGAGGCUCUCCUCAAGAUUCUACAGGCUACAACCAAAAAUCCCGACUCCAAGGUCAUCAUCUUCUCGCAAUGGACUUCGUUCUUGACUAUUAUUCAGAACCAACUCGUGGAGGCCGGCUACAAGUUCACCCGCAUCGACGGCUCCAUGACGGCGCCGAAACGAGACGCCGCCAUUCAUGCCCUGGACAACGACCCGGAGACGCGCGUGAUGCUCGCGAGUUUGGCCGUCUGCAGCGUCGGUCUCAAUCUAGUGUCGGCGGAUACGGUGAUUCUUGCAGACAGCUGGUGGGCGCCGGCCAUUGAGGACCAGGCAGUGGAUCGUGUGCACCGCCUGGGUCAGAAGAGACCUACAACUGUGUGGCGUCUUGUUAUGGAGGGGACUGUUGAGGAGCGCGUGCUGGAUAUCCAGCUGGAGAAGCGGACGCUGGUCGGCAAGGCGUUCCAAGAGAAGAACAAGGGGAAGAAGACUCAGGAGACCCGCAUGGCGGAUCUGAAGAAGCUGCUUGGUUGA
Messenger RNA from Colletotrichum tamarilloi, 3693 nucleotides. RefSeq names its product SNF2 family domain-containing protein. The record is from RefSeq and is a predicted model, not a curated record. Gene Ontology annotation, molecular function: nucleic acid binding; ATP binding; oxidoreductase activity, acting on single donors with incorporation of molecular oxygen, incorporation of two atoms of oxygen. NCBI's taxonomy places the organism in Eukaryota, Fungi, Ascomycota, Sordariomycetes, Glomerellales, Glomerellaceae. Gene Ontology annotation, cellular component: nucleus. The transcript has 13 exons. Bases 1 to 3693 code for a protein of 1230 amino acids. Gene Ontology annotation, biological process: DNA repair.